UUGGAUUAAAGGAGUAGGUUACAGCUAAUCGUCUAGUUAGUUAGAACCCUGAGCUCAGCCUGAGGUGUAUGGGGAGUGGAAUACUGCGCUGGAUGGGGAGUUCCCUGUUGGAGUAUUAUAUCAGGGGGAUUGGACAGAAGGGAGAUGAUGGUGAGAACAUUGAGUGGGUGAAGUCAGAGAGGAUGCCAGAGGAAGAAGAGCUAUCUGAAGAACUGGAAUACUACCCCCUACACACUCUUUCAAUCUCUUCCCCUCCAACCACUUUCUCAACACUUAGGCCUAUGCUGAGCAGGGGAGCCGGUCCAUGCUAACUGUGUACGCUGGAAGAAGAGGUUCUCCUUCCCCUGUAAGAUGAGUGCCACCGCUGGGACGGGCGUGCUUGACCCCUGUGUGUGCCGCGUGUCUGUCAGGAAGGAGCUAAAGGGUGGGAAGACGUACGCAAAGCUUGGCUUUGCAGACCUAAACCUGGCUGAGUUUGCUGGUUCUGGGAACACGACACGUAGAUGUCUACUGGAAGGUUACGACACCAAGAACACCCGGCAGGACAACUCCAUACUCAAGGUUAUCAUCAGCACACAACUGAUGUCCGGGGACCCCUGUUUUAAAACGCCUCCUUCCACAGGCACAUUCAUCGGCGUUCAGGGAGAUGCAGAGAGCCUCCUGGAAGAGAGGAAGGGAGGGGACAACCAGAAGACCUUCAUGGAGAGCCGAGAAGGAAAGUGUCCCUCUGUUUCCGAUGAACUUGGGGGCUCCUGCCAUUCCCGAACAUCCAGCUACGCUAGUCAGCAGUCUAAAGUCUCAGGCUACAGCACAGGUCACUCCCGCUCCUCCAGCCUGUCAGAGUGUACCCAUCGCAGGAACACUUCUGUGGGCAGCACUUCCACCGGCAUCGCCAGCAUCCUGGAGCCCUCUGACGACACUAGGGACACCAGGGACCAGAGGGAGAGCAGGGACCGGGAGAGGGGAGACAGGGAAGCCAGGAUGGGGAUGAUGCCCCCUACUGCUGGGGCGUCAGCUUGCACAGCCCUGCCUGAACACCCCACCCCCACCAGUACCAUUGGUUCCUGUAUAGGCACUCCGGUGAAGAGCGCCUCAUCCUGCGAACGCCUCAACAGACACCUGGUGAAGCAAGGGUCCAUGGAGGGUCAGAUGAUGAGGGUGGAGGCAUCGAGGGUGGAUGCUGAUGACGUGGUGGAGAAGAUCCUUCAGAGUCAAGACUUCACCCCCAGCCUGCUGGACUCCAGCCAUGAAGAGGAAGGCCUGCGGUUGUUUGUCGGUCCCGGAGGAAGCACUGCCCUUGGAAGCCAUCACCUGCCUACCAGGGUUGGCGCUGGUGCAUAUGAACAGGUGGUGAUUAAACGUUAGGCCUAAACCCCACCAGGAGGAUGAGUGGCACAGCUGACAUCCAACAGAACCAUCAGUGGUUUUUAUCUUUAAUUCCAGCAAGCACAUUUUAUCCAACUGAACUGGCCUGUCAGAAAUGGACUGCAACAGCGCCCUCUGGUGUGCUUAGACUGUGCACUUUCUGUUGUCCCCUGUUAGAUUAGCUCAGUGAAGUCAAGAAGAACAUCACCACGCCUCAAUCUGGGAAAGGAGUCAGACUUUUAAAAACUGCAGUUUGAGGUCACAGGAAAACCUGACCUUUUCAACUGGAGAUCAAAGUGAUUUGGUUCUGUGUUUAUCACCAGAAUGAAUGAAGCCUUUGCUGAAGAGGAUGAUGCCAUGCUUUUUCAAUACAUUCCCUAGUUAACGCUAGUCCCCUAGUUUUCAGUCCUUUGGUUUUUCAACAAUGUUUUUUAUUUGGAGCUGCCUUUUUAAUGUAGGAUUUUAACUUUUGUCCACCAAUAAGCUGCUAAAAGGUUGUGUGUGUGCGUGCCUCAGUGGAGGCUGGUGGGAGGAGCUAUAGGCUCAUUUUAAUGACUGGAAUGGAAUCAUGGUUUCCAUGUUUGAUACCGCUAAAUUUAUUCCAUUCCAGUCAUUACAAUGAGCCUGUCCUAUAUCUCCUCCCACCAGCCUCCAAUGGUGUGCAUGUGUUUGUGUGUAUGCAUGACUGUGUGCGUGCCUAUAUGUCUCUGGUAAAGUGUUAAAGCCACUAGUCUGUUGUAAUAAUAGUAAACCUACAAUAAUCCUGCAGUAUACAGAGCCAGGGCUGAGGGCUGGGAGUGAGACUGCAGGUUAUGUACUCGGUACUGAAGGUGACCCUGCUCCUCUCCUCUGCUGAUCUCAUUACUGGCAGAAAUAGAAACCGCCUUACAAUCUAACCGCUCUGCUCUUUUUAUAUGCUUGUGGGAGGGAAAUAGAUGGUGAGGAAGAGGAGAGAAGCUCUGUUUGAGUGAGGUCAAGCUUGUGUUUGCUUCUUCUGAAAGAAUCAGACUCUCAGGUUAAGAUAUCAGGGUUCCAAUCCGGAUGGCUCUUUUUUUUGCAACGACCGAUGACAGUGGGGUUUAGAAACUGAUGCAAGUCAACAGUUGAUUCUUGCCAAGCUGACGUAGGUAAAGAUGAAGGCUACAGGACAAAUGGUCAACAAUUGAACUGCCAUUGUACACACUUAUUGGUCACCUUGUGUAGUACAACUCCAAAGAGUGAGACGGUGUGGUCCACGAAGAGUGAGACGGUGUGGUCCACGAAGAGUGAGACGGUGUGGUCCACGAAGAGUGAGACGGUGUGGUCCACGAAGAGUGUGACGGUGUGGUCCACGAAGAGUGUGACUGUGUGGUCCACGAAGAGUGCGACGGUGUGGUCCACGAAGAGUGAGACGGUGUGGUCCACGAAGAGUGAGACGGUGUGGUCCACGAAGAGUGAGACGGUGUGGUCCACGAAGAGUGCGACUGUGUGGUCCACGAAGAGUGAGACUGUGUGGUCCACGAAGAGUGCGACGGUGUGGUCCACGAAGAGUGCGACGGUGUGGUCCACGAAGAGUGCGACGGUGUGGUCCACGAAGAGUGCGACGGUGUGGUCCACGAAGAGUGCGACGGUGUGGUCCACGAAGAGUGCGACUGUGUGGUCCACGAAGAGUGCGACGGUGUGGUCCACGAAGAGUGCGACGGUGUGGUCCAUGAAGGUUCUCUCUCAGCAGCAUAUCAGAUGGUAUGAUGAUAUACUUAUAUGACAAAAAGCCAGGAGUUACAUCAGAUGAGGCUGAUGAUGACUCUGUUAUUCGUUGUCUGAACGAUGUAAUGGAUUGGCCCCCCCCAUAUCUUGAAUAUAAUCUGUCAAAUACAGUUAUGAAACUGACAUUGGGGGGGAUUGUAUACACUACACGAUUUUGUGAUGAUGAAUCUUGUUAAUUGGUCUGUCUCAUUAAAUAGAAAUAACAAUACAUAUUCAGAGUAAGUUAAAGAUAUAAUGGCAUUACAUACAUUUAGUGUGUGUGAUCGUCUCGUCUUAAGCCAUACUGGAGGUUAACCAUAUCCUGACCUCAAGUUAUGUGCCGUAAUUUGCUGAUUUCUGCAGUGUCAUCAGUGUAUGGUAUUAUAACUCUGAAUUAAUCUGUGUUAUUUCUCUUUGUGUAGAUGUUUAUUGUUUGCAUGAUUUUUGUAUUUCUUCAGCGAGUUAAACCAAUGCUUGAAAACCACAAUUCCACCAUCACAUGUGGUUCAAGGUUUCUUACAUCUGUACGUUUGGUAAGACCACAUACCUGUGUGAUUCAUUUAUGUUGUGCCAUCACUUACCUGGAAGUUCUCUUUACUGCCUCAUUUGAGGCAAAUUUAAGAACAGAACUGAUGUAUAGAUCCAGAACAUGGUAGAAACUAAUAAUGAGUAUUGUAACCUUUAGCAAGGCACUUGUAUUACCAUUCACUAUUCCUCUUGAAUAGAAAUAAGCCUGUUAACUACCUUCCUUCAGUAAAAUCAGUUCCAGUAGACAGAUGUUAGACAGGCAGCAUAUGUUCCUGUUUCCCAGCUCAGUCGGUACCUAAAAUGUAACAAACAUGGUUGCCUUUUCUCUUCUGUGAAGCUGUGUGUAUUAAGGAGCUGUAACCCGUAUCCUCUUGUAAAAGUGACGUUUUCUGUCAGUAUCGACAGUGUCCAAUGUUCCUGUCUUUUUGACCAACAUUUGCUUCCUUACCAGGUGUACUGUAUGCUUUUCCUGUGUACCAUGCACUGUUGAUUAAAACGGUUCAAAAUGUU
Messenger RNA from Oncorhynchus keta (chum salmon), 4128 nucleotides. Its product is annotated as protein FAM102B-like. NCBI's taxonomy places the organism in Eukaryota, Metazoa, Chordata, Actinopteri, Salmoniformes, Salmonidae. The record is from RefSeq and is a predicted model, not a curated record. Bases 352 to 1365 code for a protein of 337 amino acids. The transcript has 12 exons.